Messenger RNA from Trifolium pratense (red clover), 1218 nucleotides. RefSeq lists its product as uncharacterized. Bases 96 to 1007 code for a protein of 303 amino acids. The record is from RefSeq and is a predicted model, not a curated record. The transcript has a single exon. NCBI's taxonomy places the organism in Eukaryota, Viridiplantae, Streptophyta, Magnoliopsida, Fabales, Fabaceae.
UUUACUUAAUGUUCAAAUUCCCUUAGCUUGUAAAUAAAGAAGAGGAACGUGUUUCUUCAAUUUUCAACAUUAAUUUCUUCAUUCUAAAACAAAUUAUGGGUUGGCAAAAAAAAUCCAAAGAGUUCUUCUUCAACUAUGUUGCUAUCUACACCCCUACAAGGAUCUUCCACCUCCUUACCAUCACAAUUCUAUCUCUUCUCCUCCCUCUCUCUUUUCUUCUCUUAGCUAGUCUCUCUGCUGCCAAAUUCUACCUUCAAAUCCAUUCAUCACAACCCUUACCUUAUUUUUUCACUUUUGCUAUACACACCUCCCCAUGUAUUCUCUAUGUUCUUGUUUCCAUUGUAAGUGUAGCUACUUUAAUCAAUGGCUUAAUGGGAAAAAUCACCCUUUUGAAUGAUUCAUCAAAUUCUGUUCUUCUUCAAACUCGUCUUUACGUAUCAUGGAAAUGGAUACUUCUUUGCACUUUUCAAAUUUGUGUUGGUUUAGGAAUUGAAGCAAGCAUUGCAGCUGGUGUUUUCGACUCCGACGACAACGAUGUUUUUUAUGUUAAUGAUGAUGGUUCUAGUUUUGUUGUUGAAAGAAGCUUCUUGAGUAGAAUGAUUUUUCUUUUGGGUUUACAUGAGACAACACAAAUUUGGUCAAAGGUUGUUGUGAGACCAGUGGUGGAUGACACUAUUUUUGGAGUUGGAAAAAGAGAAAGAUUAUGGAUUGAAAAAGUUGUUGUGGCUGGUAGUUUAGGAACAUUGUGGUGGUGGAAGUUGAAAGAAGAAGUUGAGAAUUUGGGUUUUAUGGGUGAAACAAAGAAAGAACAAUUGAUGGAGGUGGGAAUAGAAGAUUUUGUUGGAUGGUGGUUGUAUUAUCUUACUGUUACAAUUGGAAUGGUGAGAAUUGUGAAAGGUGUUAUUUGGAUUUUUAUGAUUUCUCUAUGUAGGAGAAGGGUAAUAAUGGAUAAUAAUAAUAAUUCUGAGGUGGAAUUAGAACUGAGUCAGAAUUAUGACAAGGUGUAAAUUUUGACCAGUUUUUUAUAAGAGGAAAAAAAGAACAAUUUUUUUGUUUUGCCUUUGAUUGUUUCCUACUUUGAUCUCUUUUUAUUCUAUAUAUUUUGGGAUAUUGCAAUAUUGAAUACGUUAAACCAGUAGCCAAUAUUGUAUUGAUAAUGUAUUAUUUCUCAACUUGUUGAUAAUUAAUCACUUCUUUAAUACGGCUUAUUGAUCUUCU